UGGCUCGCAUAGAAGUCUGGCAGCACCGAACAAUCUUGACAAAUUUUCGCAAAAGAAAUAAAAGUUGACAAAUAAAGAGCAUCGCAAAUAGUAAUUAGCAACGGAAAUAUCUGGAAAACGCCGAGCAUGGGAAGCAACGACAGAGCAUCGAGAUCGCCGCGUUCAGACGAUCAGCGGGAGAUAAGCGAAGUUCCGACCAAGAGAUCACGCUCCGACUCGGGCAAGUCCACGGAUUCGAAAAUUCCCUACCUUUCGCAGCCUCUGUAUGACCUCAAGCAGACGGGCGAUGUUAAGUUCGGGCCCGGCACCCGGUCGGCGCUCCUGGGCCUCCUGGGCGGAGCCCUGCCGAAGCUCUCCUCCGACCAGCACGACCUCGUCAGCAAGGCCAAAAAGUACGCCAUGGAGCAGAGCAUCAAGAUGGUGCUCAUGAAGCAGACCCUGGCCCACCAGCAGCAGCAACUGGCCACGCAGCGCACCCAGGUGCAGCGACAGCAGGCUCUGGCUCUCAUGUGCAGGGUCUAUGUGGGAAGUAUUUCGUUUGAACUCAAGGAGGACACCAUUCGAGUGGCUUUCACUCCAUUUGGCCCCAUCAAGUCUAUCAACAUGUCGUGGGAUCCCAUCACCCAGAAGCACAAGGGAUUCGCCUUCGUAGAGUACGAGAUUCCCGAGGGCGCCCAGUUGGCACUGGAGCAGAUGAAUGGCGCCCUAAUGGGCGGCCGGAACAUCAAGGUGGGCAGACCCAGUAAUAUGCCGCAGGCACAGCAGGUUAUCGACGAGGUGCAGGAGGAGGCCAAGAGCUUCAACCGCAUCUACGUGGCCUCCAUUCAUCCGGAUCUCUCCGAGGAGGACAUUAAGAGCGUCUUCGAGGCGUUCGGUCCCAUUCUGUACUGCAAGCUUGCCCAGGGCACCUCGUUGCACACGCACAAGGGAUAUGGCUUCAUCGAGUACGCCAACAAGCAGGCCAUGGACGAGGCCAUUGCCAGUAUGAACCUAUUUGAUCUUGGCGGCCAGCUAUUAAGAGUUGGUCGUUCCAUCACACCACCGAAUGCUCUAGCUGUUCCCACAACCAACUCCACAAUGCCUACGGCGGCAGCUGUGGCUGCGGCAGCGGCUACUGCUAAAAUCCAGGCCUUGGAUGCGGUGGCCAGUAAUGCUGUGUUGGGACUUUCGCAGAACACGCCCGCUUUGGGAAUGGCAGCGGGUGCUGUGGUGGCGAAGGUGGGGGCCAUGCCAGUAGUUUCUGCGGCAACCACCGCGGCCGCCUUGCACCCCGCCCUUGCAGCACAGGCCGCGCCAGCGGCUCUUCUUCCGCCGGGCAUCUUCCAAGCUCCCUCUGCUGUGGCUCCUAGUCUGUUGGGCGUCCCAGCUGGACUGCAACCUCUUCAACCUGUCGCUCCGGCUCUGCCUCCGCCCGCCCUACUGGCCACCCCCACGGUCCCAAUGACCGCAGUUGGCGUGGCUGGGGCCUUGGGAGUAGGUGUGGUUCCAACGGUAGCCACCUUAGCGGGCGUGGAAGCCAGUAAUGGAGCAGCUGCAGCAGUUCUUUCAGCAGCCGCCAACAAUGCCGCAGUUACUGCCGCAAACCUGUCAGAGAACAUAAAGAAGGCACAUGAGAAACAGCAGGAGGAGCUCCAGAAGAAACUGAUGGACGAGGGUGAUGUCCAGACUCUGCAGCAACAGGAAAACAUGUCGAUCAAGGGUCAGAGUGCCCGGCAGCUGGUCAUGCAGCGGCUAAUGCGACCAGUGGAUUCUCGAGUAAUCAUUCUGCGAAAUAUGGUGGGCCCCGAGGAUGUGGACGAAACCCUGCAAGAGGAGAUCCAGGAGGAGUGCAGCAAGUUCGGAACUGUCAGUCGCGUGAUCAUCUUUAACGAGAAACAGACGGAGAACGAGGACGACGACGAGGCCGAAAUCAUUGUGAAGAUAUUCGUGGAGUUUUCCGCCGGAGCAGAAGCCCAGCGAGGAAAGGAAGCCCUGCAUGGUAGAUUUUUCGGCGGCCGGAGAGUGGUGGCUGAGCUGUAUGACCAGGGAAUCUUUGAUCAGGGCGACCUAUCCGGUUAGGAUUAGCAUUUAGUGCGCUCCCUCCCCCCACACACACACCAACAAUCCCGCACAGCAAUACCGACUAUUGUUUCGUCAUUUUGUACGUAGCACCUAAAGAGAUGAUCAAACUAAGAAGGUUUAUUUAUUACGCCAGUCGCCAGUACGAAAGCGUUCGACUUGUUGAGCGACCCGGCAGCCAGAUUAUUAAUACGAUUGCGUUUACGAUGAGAUGAACCUGCAAUGCAGUGAUUUAGUUUUUAGAGAUUUAUCCAGAGAAAGGGGGCGUUUAUCGGUUUAUACUUCAAUGCUUACCCUUGCAACACAAAACAAACUGUAAGCCAAACAAAGUAAUCACACCACGGCAGACUAACAAACUGUAUAUUGAAUAACGAUUGAUUUCAGCGCUUAACAUAAAAAUAAAAACUAGUUCCCCAUUAAAA
Messenger RNA from Drosophila bipectinata, 2480 nucleotides. It is a transcript of the gene hfp, whose product is annotated as Poly(U)-binding-splicing factor hfp. Gene Ontology annotation, cellular component: catalytic step 2 spliceosome; precatalytic spliceosome. The record is from RefSeq and is a predicted model, not a curated record. Gene Ontology annotation, biological process: alternative mRNA splicing, via spliceosome; regulation of alternative mRNA splicing, via spliceosome; mRNA splice site recognition. Lineage: Eukaryota; Metazoa; Arthropoda; Insecta; Diptera; Drosophilidae. Gene Ontology annotation, molecular function: RNA binding.